Molecule: messenger RNA, 1970 nt
Organism: Rhea pennata
Lineage: Eukaryota; Metazoa; Chordata; Aves; Rheiformes; Rheidae
Gene: CDK19
Product: cyclin dependent kinase 19
Exons: 13
Coding region: 170-1678 (502 amino acids)
Biological process (GO): protein phosphorylation
Cellular component (GO): nucleus; cytosol
Molecular function (GO): protein serine/threonine kinase activity; ATP binding
Source: RefSeq, a predicted model, not a curated record
AAGCCCCAAACCAAAACAAAAACAAACCGCCCCCCUCACCUCGAAACCCCGGAAAUGGCGGUGCCUGGAGGGGGCUGCGCAUGCCGGGGGUGCUGAUCCGGCCGCCCGCCGCCGCGUCCCCCUCCCCCCUGCUCCCCCUUCCCCGUCCCUCCCCGCCCAUGGGCGAGACAUGGACUACGAGUUCAAAUCCAAGCUGGCGGCCGAGCGCGAGCGGGUGGAGGAUCUGUUCGAGUACGAGGGCUGCAAAGUGGGCAGAGGCACCUACGGGCACGUCUACAAGGCCCGCCGCAAGGACGGAAAAGAUGAAAAGGAAUAUGCACUGAAGCAAAUUGAAGGUACAGGGAUAUCCAUGUCGGCCUGUAGAGAGAUUGCACUUUUACGAGAGCUGAAGCACCCUAAUGUGAUUGCGUUACAGAAGGUUUUCCUUUCUCACAGUGACAGAAAGGUUUGGCUGCUGUUUGACUACGCUGAACAUGAUUUGUGGCAUAUUAUCAAGUUUCACCGUGCCUCAAAAGCAAAUAAAAAGCCCAUGCAGUUGCCAAGAUCUAUGGUUAAAUCACUACUUUACCAGAUCCUUGAUGGAAUCCAUUACCUCCAUGCAAACUGGGUGCUUCAUAGAGAUCUGAAACCAGCAAACAUUCUGGUAAUGGGUGAAGGUCCAGAAAGAGGAAGAGUCAAAAUAGCUGAUAUGGGUUUUGCCAGAUUGUUCAACUCACCUUUGAAGCCAUUGGCAGACUUGGAUCCAGUUGUGGUGACUUUCUGGUACAGAGCUCCAGAGCUGUUACUUGGAGCGAGGCAUUACACAAAGGCCAUUGAUAUUUGGGCAAUUGGCUGUAUAUUUGCUGAACUAUUGACGUCAGAACCUAUAUUUCACUGUCGUCAGGAGGACAUCAAAACAAGUAAUCCUUUUCAUCAUGAUCAACUAGAUCGCAUUUUCAGUGUAAUGGGAUUCCCUGCAGAUAAAGAUUGGGAAGACAUAAGAAAGAUGCCAGAAUAUCCGACUCUUCAGAAAGAUUUUAGAAGAACAACAUAUGCCAAUAGUAGCCUCAUAAAAUACAUGGAGAAACACAAAGUCAAGCCUGACAGCAAAGUUUUUCUUUUGCUUCAGAAACUUCUUACUAUGGACCCUACAAAGAGAAUUACCUCAGAACAGGCUUUGCAGGACCCCUACUUUCAAGAGGAUCCUCUGCCUACAUCAGAUGUAUUUGCUGGCUGCCAGAUUCCAUAUCCUAAACGAGAAUUCCUCAAUGAAGAUGAACCUGAAGAGAAAGGGGAUAAGAACCAGCAGCAGCAGAAUCAGCAUCAGCCGCAAGCAGCCCCGCAGCAGCAGGCGCAGGCAGCGCCGCAGCAGCCACAGCCGCAGCAGCAGAACAGCACCCAGACCAACGGCACGGCUGGUGGCACCGGCGCGGGAGGAGGGGGCGCCGGCGCGGGACUCCAGCACAGCCAGGACUCCAGCCUCAACCAGGUGCCUCCAACCAAGAAACCACGCAUAGGGCCUUCAGGCGCUAACUCGGGCGGGCCUGUCAUGCCUUCAGAUUAUCAGCACUCCAGCUCACGCCUGAGUUACCAAAGCAACAUUCAGGGAUCUUCUCAGUCCCAGAGUACAAUGGGCUAUUCCACAUCAUCUCAGCAGAGCUCUCAGUACCAUCAAUCUCAUCAGUCUCACAGGUACUGAGAGGCCUGACAGACUGCACUCAGAAAGGAAUGGACUAAAAGCCAGAAGACUCCAGCAAUAUGAAGUUCAUAACGAUGAGAAGAACCAAAAAUACAAACUAUGAUGCAGAGUUAAAAUUCAUCAUUGCAAAAGGAAAACUUUACUUACUGAAGACUUUUUUUCUUCCCCUCCCUGUCCCUGCCCCAACUCUGUCCUUUUAUUGCCAUAAAGGAGAUUCUCGUGAAGUUUUCCUUCCUCCCUGCCCUUGCAUGUGUUUCAUUGUGGUUACUCUAAUGAACCCUUCUGAUCUGAA